UUUAGAUCAUAGAUUAGAAUACCACAACCAAGUUUGAGUUGUGAAUAUCCUUGAGAGAUAUGUGAGGUGUUUUGAGAGUUUUUAGUUAGAGCUUGUAUGUCUCUUAUUUCUAUUCUUGAAAGUAAUAGAAGUGUUUUUCUCUCAUAUUAGCACGAUCCUGUUAUUCCCAACAAGUGGUAUCAGAGCCUGGUUGAGCUUUUGAUAUUUUUCCCAGAUUUUUUCAGGACUAUGCAAAGGAGGAGAACUACUUGACAAGAUUCUUUCUAGGGAUGGGAAAUUCAUUCAGGAGAUUCUAGAGCAUUUUUGGUUCAAAAUAUUAAGCACUGUAUCUUACUGUCAUCUUCGAGGAGUUGUUCACUGUGAUCCAAUUCUUGUAGUGACAGCUUCGGAAUAACUUCCGAUGGAAGUUAUAAAGGAGGUACUUCCCACAUUUCCAUUUUGUGCUUUAGAGAAGUAGAAAACUGUGAAAAUAAUUCUAGUGAGGACAGCAGUUUCGGGGAUAUUUUGACUAUCAUAAAAUUAUAGAUGUGUAUUCUAUUGGAAUAAAAAUAAUUAAAAGAGUUUUUUCUAAAGUAUGGCUAACUUCAAAUACUUGGUAUCGUGGUCUACAUUACGUGUAAGAGUUGAAAAAUAUAUUCAUUGUUUCCUGGUUCCAUGUCUGAUUUUUUUACGUGAGUAUUGUUUUUGUGGUUUGUAGAUUGACUUUUACGCGUUGAAAGUUCAAUUUUGUAUUGAUCUACUUAAUUAGCACCAUGCAUUAACCUUUCCACCAUUGAAUAAGUGAGGCAGAUUUGAGUUGCCACGAAAAAAGCAGAAAGAGCUGUGGGUGGAAAAUAAAAACAUACAUGUUCUGUCCAACAAACAAGUGUCCAUUUACUAAUAUUUCGAUAUUCCAAUCGAGAGGUAUGUGGAACAUACAUUCAUGAUAUCCUUUCCUACUUGUUGUCGUCAUUCACAACUGUUUUUUAACCAAUAAUAACAUUGUUAAUUUUUUAUUUGAAUGUGAGUGUAUUGUUUUUCUUAACCCCAGGCUAUUUGACUUUGCUAGAUAUAUCAAUCCUGGACUUCUUAAGACCUACCCCUGACCCAUCAAUCUUUCAGGUUCCAAAGUGAGUUUAUGUUCACCAAGUGGAGUUGACACAUCAACCUUUAACUUAUUAUUGGCAAGCAUUAGUUACUAGAAUUUGAACUGGCUACUAUGUUUGGAACAUAACUCAAGUCUGACUGUUUAAGUUAAUUUCUAUGUUGCUCGUGGUUUCUAAAUGUGUCUAACAUGUAGUUUUCUACAUUUAAUGGAUUCACUUUGAAGGUAUGUGUUGCUCUAAAUGGUCAACAAGGGAGAAAAAUAUAAUACAUCUACUAAUACCAAGUGUGAAUCUCUUAAUGUCAUUGCACAUUGGAAUAUUGAAUAUAUUCAUUUAUUCUUGGCAUUUGAUUUGUAUUGUUUGACUAAUAAAAUAUUUAAAGGGUUUUGGUGUAGAAGCGCACAACAGAAUUGCGAACGAAAUGAGAAGAAGAAGGAAAUGAUUGGAAACUCAAUCAUCCAAGGUUUCCACGGAAGCUGUCAAGCAAUUAAUCAAAGAAAGUGGUUAAUAGACGCGCUUCAAGUUUGUGUCUUUCCUAUAUGUACAUUGGACACAAACUAAUUGGUUGCACUAUAUUUGAAGUUUUUUUUGCAUAGCUCUAAUUUUUGUUAUUGUUCCCCUUAAAUCAAGGGGGUUAGGUUAUGUUUUGUAUUUUGAGAGGGGUUUUGGUUUGGCCCCCCUCUUGUGUAUCAUGUUUUUUCAUUUAAUAAAAUUUCAUUAUUUCAA
Cuscuta epithymum is the source of this 1811-nucleotide messenger RNA. NCBI's taxonomy places the organism in Eukaryota, Viridiplantae, Streptophyta, Magnoliopsida, Solanales, Convolvulaceae. The record is from the annotation of a GenBank genome assembly.